Pestalotiopsis fici W106-1 is the source of this 1470-nucleotide messenger RNA. RefSeq lists its product as uncharacterized. Gene Ontology annotation, biological process: proteolysis. Gene Ontology annotation, molecular function: aspartic-type endopeptidase activity. NCBI's taxonomy places the organism in Eukaryota, Fungi, Ascomycota, Sordariomycetes, Amphisphaeriales, Sporocadaceae. The record is from RefSeq and is a predicted model, not a curated record. The transcript has 3 exons. The coding region runs from base 1 to 1470 and encodes 489 amino acids.
AUGGCGUCUCAAAUCGCCGUUCUCACUCUAGCAUUGGCCGCAUCGUGCUUUGCUGCAGAGGGUCUUCCGCAGGAUGAUGGUCCCAUCGCUGGUGGGAGAUAUGCCACAUUCCCCGUGAUUCAUUCCACGAAUACAGAUCACUUUGGCGACGUUUGGGCAAAGCGUGACGUCUGGUCGAAACGGGGCAUACAGACUCUACCUCUAGCCAACCGAUCUGACGUUGCCUACUACGCACAAUUAAAUAUUGGUAACCCUGGCCAGCCCAACUAUGUCCAAUUAGACACUGGUUCUUUCGAGCUUUGGGUGAAUCCAGACUGCACAAACCUUGAUGCAACGUCUGAUCAACGCUUCUGUCGGGCCGUGGGAUCCUACGAUCCAUACUCAUCUAGCUCUGCCUCCAUUUCUUCAACAACUAAGACAUUGAGGUAUGGCAUUGGCAGCGCCAGCAUCCAAUAUGUCAAGGACGACAUCGGAUUUGCCGGCUCAGACAUCACGCUCAAAAAUGUGCAAUUUGGGGCAGCGACGGCUACAGUGGAUGAGUUUUCGGGAAUCCUUGGCAUUGGCCAUGGUAUCAAUGUUACCACUACCUACAACAAUUUUAUCGAUGAGCUCCAGCUGCAGGGCGUCACAGAUACCAAGGCCUUCAGUCUGGCGUUGGGAAGCAAGAGUGAGCAGGAGGGUGUCAUCAUCUUUGGAGGUAUCGAUACGGGCAAAUUCGCUGGUCCUCUCGUGAGCCAGCCCAUCAUUCCCGCAGACCAGUCUCCUGACGGGGUUCCGCGAUACUGGAUCGACAUGAACUACAUGAGCUUGACGCCGCCGAGCGGAAACGAGAAAAAGUACGACAACUCCACCAUGGCCGUGUUCCUCGACAGUGGCGCCACCCUCACGCUCUUGCCGCAAGCUCUUGCCGAUGCUGUCGCGUCUGACUUUGGCGCGAGCGGUACCGAUUCCAACGGCUUCUACGAGGUCGACUGCUCGUUGAACGACCUGAACGGAUCCAUCAACUUUGCCUUUCCCGGCGUGACCAUUCAGGUCUCUUACAAGGAGAUUAUCCGCGAGCUUCAGACAAGCUUUGGGACCAUGUGCUACCUCGGCAUCACGCCCAAUGACGAUUUCGUCCUGCUCGGCGACAGCAUGCUGCGGUCAGCCUAUGCCGUCUUUGACCAGACAGGCAACGCUAUCCACCUUGCCCAGUACGUCAACUGCGGCACCACCGAAGUCGAAAUCACCGCCUCGACCAACAUAAGCUCUCUGACGGGCGACUGCAACCUAUCUGACAGCAAUUCCGCCAACUCGGCAACGGGCACGGCGUCCAGUGGCUCAACGGCCACGGCCACGGGCUCGGGAGGCUCGAGCGCCAGCAGUACCGGCGCAUCAAAUGCUGGCGGAAAGACUUUUGGCAGUCCCUUGACUUUACUUGCGCUUUGGGUGGGAACGGUAGCCUCCCUUGGAUUGGCAGGCAUUGUAUAG